GCAGCAGCAGCAACAGGCAUAUCAACAACAAAAACUAUCGGACAUGCCACAACGGCAGCAGUCUGGUGGAAACGCAACAAAAUCGAAAGCCAAGUGGAAGCGACGCAAGUGGAAACGUGUCAAGUGUAUAUAGUGACGUUUCUCACAGUGUAUAUAGUGCAAAUAAUAAGUUAGAUUUAAUUAUAAAUCGCAGCCAGAGCAAAGUGUUGUCGCCCAAAUACAAAUAUAUUUCCCUGCCAGCCACAAAUUUGCUUAAUAAAUUACCCACAGCAACAACAAGAGCAGCAGCAGCAGCAGCGAUUCACGUCCCUGCACCCGCAUCCUCGCCUGCCCCACGAACUCCUCAUCCACAUCCAUAUCCACAUCCAAAUCCACAUCGUCGCGGUCGUCGUCAGCGUCGUCGUCGUCGUCGUCGUCGCGCCGCGUCUCACUCGACUGAUGUUGUUUUUGCCUCUGCGCCCAUGUUUCUGCCAUAUCAUAUUAAUCAACGUGCUACAUUGUUACAAGCAACUAAAACAGCAACAACUGUUGCAACUGCAACGGCAGUGCCAACAACAACAACAACUGCAACAGCAACCAAGCUCAACACUCCUCUUUCUGCUGCGCAUCGAAUUUUCAAUCGUGAUACGGUCCAAACAGCGACCAACGCAUCACCUUUGACACCACAACAACAACUGCAACAACAACUGCAACAACAACAACAACAACAGCAGUCAACAACAUCGACAACAACAGCACGAGUCGAAUUCAUACUCUACACAGAGAUAUACGAAGAGAAUUCGAAUUUCGACACAAAUUUUGUUACAGAUUCCGAAUCGAAGAAUCACAGCAAAAGCUUUUGGCAGAAAUACGGCAACGUUCUGUUGAUAGCCAUUGGUGUCGCCGUCUGUUUGGUUUGUGGCAGUGUGCUGGUGAUAACUGUGAUUACACUGCGACGCAGCAGCAGCGGCAGUGGCAGCAACUCCUCCUCAAUAGCAACAGCAGCAACAACGCGCCGCACACGCCACAACAACAAGCAACGCUCGUCGCAGCGACGCCGCCGCAGCAGCAGCAGCAGCAGUAGCAAAAACAAGAGCAACGCACCGCAAUCAGCUGGCAGCGGUGGCAACUGGGGCAGGACUGAGUGCGAAAAGGAAGAAGACCCGAAUUGGACUUAA
This is a messenger RNA of Drosophila grimshawi, 1157 nucleotides long. RefSeq lists its product as uncharacterized. The record is from RefSeq and is a predicted model, not a curated record. The transcript has 3 exons. Bases 462 to 1157 code for a protein of 231 amino acids. Lineage: Eukaryota; Metazoa; Arthropoda; Insecta; Diptera; Drosophilidae.